UCCCCCCCUUCUCUCUUUUACCACUACAUUAUCAUGCUUGGUGCUUUGAAUCGUUUUGCUGUUGAGAGACCUGUUAUUUUCUGGUCAUUUGUUCUUGGCACUGCUGGACCUAUCAUGGUUUGGACUGUUCCCAAGGUUAGACGCGAAUAUUUUGGAUUCAAGGGCUAUGAACCUCUUCCUGUUACAUAUCCUCUUCCUAACCGUGCUCGUAAGCCCACCACUGGAUAUGAAGAUUAAAUUCACAGCAACCAACAUCUUAUUUAAAAUACGCAUCACAUCAUUUACUUUUAUGUGUAUAGAACAGCAAAAAAAAAAAAAAUAAAAAAAAAAGAAAUCAAGAAAAAAGCAGCAUUCUGUGUUUAUGCAGAUUCUUCUUUCCAGGGAUUACUGUGCUAAUGAGAUUAAUCAAGUAGCCGAAAUUAUUGUUGUUCUGAAAUGACAGUUUCUAAUAUAAAAAUAGAAUUAACCUUAUUCUAUACAACAUAUUUUCUAGAUUUAUAAGCAUCC
Molecule: messenger RNA, 507 nt
Organism: Gilbertella persicaria
Lineage: Eukaryota; Fungi; Mucoromycota; Mucoromycetes; Mucorales; Choanephoraceae
Exons: 3
Coding region: 34-237 (67 amino acids)
Source: RefSeq, a predicted model, not a curated record